GCUUGGCGCGCAGGAGGGCAAGGAUCUUCGGCAGCGAGGCCUCUACCAGGAGAAGGCCCCGAUCCCCGCCGUGAGGUCGGCGACCCCACUGGUCCCGCCCCAGGGCCCUGAGAUGUGCGACCCCGUCGAGCCCCCCAGCGUCGUGGAGGAUUGGAUCGAGCAUUUCCAGACCCAGGCCCCCCAGGACAUGCCUGUCUGGACCCUGAGCCUGGAUGUGGCCAGCGCGCCAGUGUUGGGGGACCUCAGCGUCGAAGGUGCCAUCGAGCACUGGCUGAAACUUCUGCGGGAGUUCUUGGUUGUCGGCUUGCUCGGGGGCCCCCCGUGUGAGACUUGGAGCGCGGCCAGGUUCAACAGUCUGGCCAACGGCAUGGGUCCCAGGCCGGUGAGGUCCAGGGAGCUCCCUUGGGGCAUUGAGUGCCUCAUGAGUAAGGAAAGGAGACAAGUGGACCUCGGCAGUGUGUUGCUGAGAACCAUGUGUAGAUUCUUGGUGGCGUGCGCGGGGCACGACGCCCCCGCUAUCAUGGAACACCCGGCCGAGGCCCACUGGCGACCGCAGGCUCCCUCGUCGUGGUUGCUGGACGAGGUUCGAUAUAUCCUGUCGUUGCCAGGAGCCGAGAAG
This is a messenger RNA of Prorocentrum cordatum, 619 nucleotides long. The record is from the annotation of a GenBank genome assembly. NCBI's taxonomy places the organism in Eukaryota, Dinophyceae, Prorocentrales, Prorocentraceae.